GUCAUUUUUCUGAUUUUCUUUGUGGUCUUCGCCACUGAGACGGCCGUCAUUAGUAUUCAUACCCACGCGGUGGCGCCGACGUCCUGGCAUCCUGUCUCUGUGUCUGUCUGCGUCUUCCCAGAAGCAACUACUCCAGCCUAUCCCUUUCUAUAAAUAAACCCUUUCAUCCCCUCCAAUCUACUCCAUCUUUCCCUUUCCAUCUUUUUCUUACACAGAUACGUACGCACGUCUUUUGUUUGUUUUCGCGAUCUUAAUCUUUUGUUCAAAGAUGAAUACUUCAAGUGGGGCUGCAGUUCCAUAUCCUCCACCUCCAUCGUCUACUGCUGCACAAGGUCCUUAUGUGGUACCACCACCGGCAGGUUAUCCUACAAAAGAUGAGUACUCUCAGAAUCCUCCUCACGGCCCAGUGGAAACCAAGUCAAGGGGUGAUGGGUUCUGGAAGGGAUGUUGUGCUGCCUUGUGUUGCUGUUGUGUACUGGAUGCAUGCUUCUGAUGAUCAGAAUCGAGAGCAAUAUUUCUAGAGACCAUUGCUGCUUUAUUUGUUGUUGUUUUUUUUUUUUUUUUUUUUUUUUUUCAUAGAGAACUUGGAUUUUUAUUAUAUAUGUACGUGAAGAAUGGAUCGUGCGCAUGCGAUCGGAUAAUUUUCAUGUUCUUAUGCACGUUGACAGAGCUAUCUUUGCAGUGUAAUUAUCACGGUUGAUUUCCUUUUACUGUUGUAUUUUUAUUUUUUUUGAAAUAUUGGUGAUAAUCUUGUUAUCAUUAUUCUGAUAAUAAUGCAAUAUAUAUAUAUAUAUAUAUAUUGCUUCAUUA
Messenger RNA from Carya illinoinensis, 810 nucleotides. RefSeq names its product cysteine-rich and transmembrane domain-containing protein B-like. Gene Ontology annotation, cellular component: plasma membrane. The transcript has 3 exons. NCBI's taxonomy places the organism in Eukaryota, Viridiplantae, Streptophyta, Magnoliopsida, Fagales, Juglandaceae. The coding region runs from base 269 to 493 and encodes 74 amino acids. The record is from RefSeq and is a predicted model, not a curated record.